GAUGCUCAAAACAAUUCCGAUAUUUUAUAAUUUUUAGAAAAUUAGAUUAUUAAACCAAUCGGCCCACUUUAAAUUCUUUUUAGAAAAAAUGAAGGGAAAAAAAUCCCCUGGUUUAUCAAAUGAAAAGAACGUGGGAUUGUUUGUGGGGUGGAUCGCUCAGUAGAUAACAGAGCAAACGGGUGGUUUGGUUAUUCUUCCUCCGGAGAUUCCAAUUUAUUCUUCAAAGAUUUAGAAAAUCCAUCUUCCAAAUGCUGGGUUUCUCUCAGAUUAGCCUCAGGAACUCACUGCUUCGUUAAAGUAAGCUUCUUUCUCUCUCCUUUUAAUUUCGUUUUCUCUCUCCACCAUCGCCAAGAAGACGAAGAGUUCCCGGCUGUUUUCACCUUCUUGCCAAUGGCGGUCUGUCAAAUGGGUUUUCUGUGGCUAUUAGAACUUGCUUUCAAUUGGGUAUAGCUCAGAUUUUCCAUAUCUUGCAAUUUCUGGGAUAUUAUUGCAUUUUCGGAGAUAUUGAGGUUUGUUCCUUGAUGAGCUCUCAGUGCGUGUAGGUUGCUAACUUGCUGUUAGUAUUGGGUAGAGUUUAGAUUUUCUGCAUUAAAAAUGGUUUCUUGAUUUUUGAGGAAUUUGGCUCCCCAGUUGGUUGUUGCUGCAGAAGCUGAGGUUUUUUCUGUAUCUGGGACUUGCCUUAUGAAGCCUUUUCAUUGUUUUGUUCUUCUUCAGAAGUAGUAUCUUUGUUAUCUUCCGAGUUUUGAAUGCUGGGAAUUCUGUUCUGUUGAAUUGUGCAGCUGUUUUGCUUCCACAAAUCUGUGGUUGUUAGCUUAAGCAUGCAUUUUCAUAACCGAUUGUGCCGAAACAAUAAAGGGUUUUUGAUCCUUAGGUUCAAACAUUUUCCCCCUUCAAAGUUGGCAAAUUCUUGGUUGUGGGUUGUUGGUAUUGAGAACUGAAAGAGAGGAAAGUUUCCCCGGUGGAAUCUGGUUUCUAAAGGAGAGAAGAUAUGGACUUGUGGGUUGUUGCAGCGGCGGCAGGCGCUGGAUAUUUGACUAAGUAUUGGCAGAACAUAUCCAAGAAUGGGGGUAAAGAUGGCUUGUUAAAUUUUCCUUUUGGGGAUGCAAAUCUUGACAAAUCUGAAUCCUCAAGGCACCCUUUACACAGACUAGGACACAGAAAGAAAGUGGGUGAUGACGUUUCUAAUGACAGCAAAAAGGCUUCAGAUGCUUACUUGUCAGAAAGUUCUUGUGGGACAGAAGUGGCUUCUACUAGCGGGUAUGAUGGUGAAAAGCUGGCAGGCUUGGUGAAUUACAAGGAUUGCAAUGUACUUUCUUUAUCACAUAUGUCACCGGAAUACUCGGGAAAUGAAAAUGUGAAUGGGGAUGGGGCUUGGAUAAGUCAUGAUAUUGAUGAUAGUACUGGUGCCAGGAUGCCUAAAUCUUCGAGUGGAGAAAGAGAUUAUUUUCGUGUUCCUCUGAGGAACAAAAGUUCUAUUAGAACUGAGCAUUCAUAUGGGCAUGCGAUUAAGCCAGUAAAUUCCUUAGAGAGUUGCCUUAUGGCUCAGUUAUAUAAAGAGCGUGCUGAAAUGGAACAUGUGCUUACCCUUCCAUCACCAUCCAGACCAAGUAUGAGACCAUUGUUUGUGACUGAUGGAAACCGAAUUAUCAGCAGAGCAAGUGGUGACCAUUUCAGAGCUCAGAUUGGGGUCGAGGAAAAUAAGCUGCAUAAGGAAGCCUAUUUGGAAACUAAUGAAAAUGCAUGUGGGUUUCCUCCACCACCAAAAGUUGGUUAUUUGGAUCUGCCCAAGAAGACGAAAAGUAAGACAGGCAAGGGGAGGAAUGGAAAAUUGAGCAGUACCAGUAAAUUGGUCAAUGGAAAACACUUACAUUCUGAAGGUUCACUGGAUGGAGCAGUUCUUCUCUGUCUUGGGAUUUCUAUUGGCAUAAUAUCUUCUUUUAUAGCAAAUAAAAGAGAAGUUGACAAGUUGAAAGAUUUGUUGAAGCAGACCGAGAACUUGGUUCAGGAUCUAGAGGAGGAACUUGAAAUGAAAGAUUCAGUAACAGUGAAGGAAAUAGCUGAUGAGAAUUAUGGUGCACAAGGUACUUGUGACAGUUCCGUUUUUGAUAAGGCGCCAAAUUCUUUUUCUACCGAACAGAAUAUGGACAAAUAUGAUGAUAAAAAUUCAUAUGACCGGAAAGCAGAAGAGAGUUCAGAGUUGAUUAGUAAAAUAGAGGCAGAGCUUGAAGCUGAACUUGAGAGGUUGGGGCUAAACAUGAACACUUAUAUUCCGGAGAGAAGAUCCAUCGAUGUUGCUGAGCUUGACCCAAACUUAAUGGCAGAUUUUGCUCAAGGUGAGCUGAGAGCUGACUUGGUUGGUGGGUUAUCUGUUGGUGAACCCGGGUCUAACGAAGAGGCAAGCAGCACCUCUACGGAUCAUCACUGUGCAAACUAUGCAGUUUCUCCCAGAGAGCUUAGCUUGCGUCUGCAUGAAGUUAUCCAAUCAAGACUGGAAGAACGUGUCCAGGAGCUUGAGGUGGCUCUACAAAACAGCCAAAGGAAGGUCCAAAUCGCGGAGUUGAAGCACAAGGAUUCUUGGAGAGACUUAUCAGACAAUCACAGACAUUCCGCAAUCCAUCAGAUUACGAAUUCUGCAGAAAAAUGCAAAACCACAGAAGAGCCUCUAGUCAUGAACUUAUCAGGAGAAGCUUUAGAUGCGUACAAUGAGGCUUACGAAGAGUUGAUGAAGAUCAGUGAAUCCGAAGGGGAGGAUUCACCUUGUCCGAUUUUUGGAACAUUCAGCGCUCAAAGCCACAGUCAAACUCAAGGUGAAGAGGUGAAUGGUUCCGUGGGGAAUUUUGCUUUCGGUAAAGAGGAAACCGCAGGUGGUGAUUCACCUCGUCAAGCUUUUGAAACGUUCAGGAUUCAAAGCUCCAGUCAAACUCAAAGUGAACUGGUGACUGGUUCCGUGGGGAAUCUUGCUUUCAGUAAAGAGGAAACCGUAGGUGAUGAUUCACCUUGUCAAGUUUUUGAAACAUUCAGGCUUCAAAGCCCCGGUCAAACUCAAAGUGAUGGGUUAGAUGGUUCUGUGAAACAUUUUGGUUCCAGUAAAGAGGAAACCGGAGGUGAUGAUCUCCUUUCGUUCAAGAGCAAAGCAAGUAUCUCAGAUGAGGAGCACAUUUCCAGGGUUCGGCGUUCAAAGAACUCAUCAGUCGGUGGGGUGAAUAGCGAUGAUUCCGACGCAGAGAUGGAGAAACAGUUGAUAAUGCAGAUUGUGGAGAAGGCCAAGAAAGGUUCUCCGGUAGUCCUGAAUGCACAAAGGUGGUUCCGGUCAAUUGACGAGAACAAGAGUUGAGUCAAAAGCAGGUAUUAAGUUUUGCAGUGUAUAGAUUCAUAGAAAAUAUGAGAAUAUAGAAAGAGGUUAGGUAUUCAUUCUAUAGCUAAAGCUAAUACGCCAUUCGUUUGUAACGUUGUCGAUGUUUACUGAUUGCCGAAGCUUAUCGACGCUUUCGUUAUCGAAUCAUCAGAAACUUUGCUCCAAUAUUUUCAGUUUUAUGCACUCUCUCUCCCAUUUCUGCCUCA
Pyrus x bretschneideri (Chinese white pear) is the source of this 3561-nucleotide messenger RNA. RefSeq lists its product as uncharacterized. Gene Ontology annotation, biological process: asymmetric cell division. The transcript is spliced from 3 exons. The record is from RefSeq and is a predicted model, not a curated record. Bases 989 to 3334 code for a protein of 781 amino acids. Lineage: Eukaryota; Viridiplantae; Streptophyta; Magnoliopsida; Rosales; Rosaceae.